Messenger RNA from Parnassius apollo (apollo), 2001 nucleotides. NCBI's taxonomy places the organism in Eukaryota, Metazoa, Arthropoda, Insecta, Lepidoptera, Papilionidae. The record is from the annotation of a GenBank genome assembly.
AUGUUAACUGAUACGCUAUGUCAGACGUUCGGCAAGCGGAUCGCAGUACCGGACAUAUCGUAUACUAAUCAUGUAACCCCAAUCGUUAAGUUCGGCAAGCGGAUCGCAAUACCAGACAUAUCGUAUACUAAUCAUGUAACCCCAAUCGUUAAGUUCGGCAAGCGGAUCGCAGUACCAGACAUAUCGUAUACUAAUCAUGUAACCCCAAUCGUUAAGUUCGGCAAGCGGAUCGCAAUACCAGACAUAUCGUAUACUAAUCAUGUAACCCCAAUCGUUAAGUUCGGCAAGCGGAUCGCAGUACCAGACAAGUCUAUAUCGUAUACUAAUCAUGUAACCCCAAUCGUUAAGUUCGGCAAGCGGAUCGCAAUACCAGACAUAUCGUAUACUAAUCAUGUAACCCCAAUCGUUAAGUUCGGCAAGCGGAUCGCAGUACCAGACAUAUCGUAUACUAAUCAUUUCGGCAAGCGGAUCGCAGUACCAGACAUAUCGUAUACUAAUCAUGUAACCCCAAUCGUUAAGUUCGGCAAGCGGAUCGCAGUACCAGACAUAUCGUAUACUAAUCAUGUAACCCCAAUCGUUAAGUUCGGCAAGCGGAUCGCAAUACCAGACAUAUCGUAUACUAAUCAUGUAACCCCAAUCGUUAAGUUCGGCAAGCGGAUCGCAGUACCAGACAUAUCGUAUACUAAUCAUGUAACCCCAAUCGUUAAGUUCGGCAAGCGGAUCGCAGUACCAGACAUAUCGUAUACUAAUCAUGUAACCCCAAUCGUUAAGUUCGGCAAGCGGAUCGCAGUACCAGACAUAUCGUAUACUAAUCAUGUAACCCCAAUCGUUAAGUUCGGCAAGCGGAUCGCAGUACCAGACAUAUCGUAUACUAAUCAUGUAACCCCAAUCGUUAAGUUCGGCAAGCGGAUCGCAGUACCAGACAUAUCGUAUACUAAUCAUGUAACCCCAAUCGUUAAGUUCGGCAAGCGGAUCGCAGUACCAGACAUAUCGUAUACUAAUCAUGUAACCCCAAUCGUUAAGUUCGGCAAGCGGAUCGCAAUACCAGACAUAUCGUAUACUAAUCAUGUAACCCCAAUCGUUAAGUUCGGCAAGCGGAUCGCAGUACCAGACAUAUCGUAUACUAAUCAUGUAACCCCAAUCGUUAAGUUCGGCAAGCGGAUCGCAGUACCAGACAUAUCGUAUACUAAUCAUUUCGGCAAGCGGAUCGCAGUACCAGACAUAUCGUAUACUAAUCAUGUAACCCCAAUCGUUAAGUUCGGCAAGCGGAUCGCAGUACCAGACAUAUCGUAUACUAAUCAUGUAACCCCAAUCGUUAAGUUCGGCAAGCGGAUCGCAGUACCAGACACGAUAUCGUAUACUAAUCAUGUAACCCCAAUCGUUAAGUUCGGCAAGCGGAUCGCAGUACCAGACAUAUCGUAUACUAAUCAUGUAACCCCAAUCGUUAAGUUCGGCAAGCGGAUCGCAGUACCAGACAUAUCGUAUACUAAUCAUGUAACCCCAAUCGUUAAGUUCGGCAAGCGGAUCGCAGUACCAGACAUAUCGUAUACUAAUCAUGUAACCCCAAUCGUUAAGUUCGGCAAGCGGAUCGCAGUACCAGACAUAUCGUAUACUAAUCAUGUAACCCCAAUCGUUAAGUUCGGCAAGCGGAUCGCAGUACCAGACAUAUCGUAUACUAAUCAUGUAACCCCAAUCGUUAAGUUCGGCAAGCGGAUCGCAGUACCAGACAUAUCGUAUACUAAUAAUGUAACCCCAAUCGUUAAGUUCGGCAAGCGGAUCGCAGUACCAGACAUAUCGUAUACUAAUCAUGUAACCCCAAUCGUUAAGUUCGGCAAGCGGAUAGCAGUACCAGACAUAUCGUAUACUAAUCAUGUAACCCCAAUCGUUAAGUUCGGCAAGCGGAUCGCAAUACCAGACAUAUCGUAUACUAAUCAUGUAACCCCAAUCGUUAAGAUCGGCAAGCGGAUCGCAGUACCAGACAUAUCGUAUACUAAUAUGUAA